CCCAUACCCACAUCAAUUUUGUAAACAACCACCACCACUAUGAUCUAUUUCCACUGCACCUAGUUUCUGCGACUUGAGCGCUUAAUUAUCACACACCUAUUCCUUCGUUCUUUCGCCAAUUCUGUCUUUCAGGCCAUCCUAAACCCCAUUGGCAAUGCCCAUUUAUCUUCCCCGUAGUGAUAUGGAGUCUAUGUUCCGAAAGGCGUUCAUGCUGACCGUCAGUUUCCUGCUGGCCUCAGUUGGUUUUUCUUUGAGCGUGGUUUCAUUCUUGUUGGGUAUUUUCUUCCCCGACAUACAGGAGCGACCCCCACGUCGUAAGGACCCAAUCCGCGUCUCCAAAAGGAAAAAACCGCGUCAGCAUCAAGUUCGUGACACAACCAGGUCUCGGGAGCGUGGCCUCGUUACGGAGGAGGCGCGACCAGUUUUCAAUCUUCUCGUACAACCGAUUGAUAAUGUUCAUGACUCCGACGGUCCGAUUGUCACCGAACCGACGGAGCGGGGGCGUAGCGAAACUUUAAUGAGUGACGCGCCCAACCCGGGGUCAUCGUCACCUCCACCGCAUUCGCGCGCGUCCAUGUCACCUUCCGAAUACUCAGAGCGUUCAGAAUCGAGCGCUCAGAUAUAUGAUUUUCCUACAGCAUCGAGCGAGGAAUCAUCUCCGCUUCGUAAUUCGCAUGUGCAUGGUUUCCGGAUCGGACGCGCAUGGAAGAAAUCAAAAUCCUCCAUCCCAAUGCCUUCUCCGAUGGAACGCUCGAUUGUUAAUGACCUACCAACAAUUAAAAAAUCAAAAACAUUUCACAAAAGCUCUAGCAUGGAGAAAAAAGGCAUAUGCAAGGCUAGGUCAUUCUGCGUCAUUGAGAGGGAAAAAAACCCGAAAGUACCAUCCCCUCGUCCUCGUACACAUCCAUAUGAGGCGCCAUAUUUUACACCACUUCCAGGUUCGGGGCCCGUUUUGUCUGUGCCUAAGGCCAAGCAGCCGAGUCGUAGCAGUACGUUACCACCCCCAUCAAAUCGCCGGGCAACGACGACUCCCCCACUGCUUACGCCGGCACGGACUACUUAAUGUUUCAUGGACAUCACUAUCGUUUUCUAUCAGAAUUUCAACAGUUCAUAAUUGCUAGCCUCAUUCAUUAUUUAUUUCGAUCACUUUUAAAUAAUCGGUUGGAAAUUUAGGCUCACCGGUCUGAUAUACACAGCCUCACAUUCCUUGCAUCAAAAUGUACUUGUAUCUGGGUAGAAUUUGUAUCAUUAUUAUAGCUUUUGUUUCGCUAAACGAUCACGAAAGGCAUGGGAGAACGAAGGUCAAAUCGCCAAACGGGGAUACUUUCAUGC
Desarmillaria tabescens is the source of this 1332-nucleotide messenger RNA. RefSeq lists its product as uncharacterized. NCBI's taxonomy places the organism in Eukaryota, Fungi, Basidiomycota, Agaricomycetes, Agaricales, Physalacriaceae. The coding region runs from base 155 to 1063 and encodes 302 amino acids. The transcript is spliced from 3 exons. The record is from RefSeq and is a predicted model, not a curated record.